Messenger RNA from Elephantulus edwardii (Cape elephant shrew), 2049 nucleotides. RefSeq names its product growth arrest-specific 2 like 1 (gene GAS2L1). Gene Ontology annotation, molecular function: microtubule binding; cytoskeletal adaptor activity; actin filament binding. The transcript has 5 exons. Gene Ontology annotation, biological process: actin crosslink formation; microtubule bundle formation; protein localization to microtubule plus-end. The record is from RefSeq and is a predicted model, not a curated record. NCBI's taxonomy places the organism in Eukaryota, Metazoa, Chordata, Mammalia, Macroscelidea, Macroscelididae. Gene Ontology annotation, cellular component: stress fiber; actin filament; microtubule plus-end. Bases 1 to 2049 code for a protein of 682 amino acids.
AUGGCGGACCCAUUGGCAACCAUUGCGGGCUCAGCAGCCAAGAGCGUGCGGCCUUUCCGCUCAAGUGAGGCGUAUGUGGAGGCCAUGAAGGAAGACCUGGCUGAGUGGCUCAAUGCCUUGUAUGGCCUGGGGCUGCCUAGUGGUGGCGAUGGCUUCCUGGCCGGGCUGGCCACAGGCACUACCCUGUGCCAGCAUGCCAACGCUGUCACUGAGGCCGCCCGCGCCAUGGCUGCCUCUCGGCCAGCUCGUGGUGUGACCUUCCAAGGGCACACCGUGGCCCCCGGCUCCUUCAUGGCCCGCGACAACGUGGCCACCUUCAUCGGCUGGUGCCGCGUGGAGCUGGGAGUGCCCGAAGUGCUCAUGUUUGAGACCGAGGACUUGGUGCUGCGGAAGAACGAGAAGAGCGUGGUGCUGUGCCUGCUGGAGGUGGCCCGGCGCGGGGCCCGCCUUGGCCUGCUUGCCCCGCGCCUCGUGCAGUUCGAGCAGGAGAUUGAGCGGGAGCUGCGUGCCACACCCCCAGCCCCCAAUGCCCCCACAACUGGGGAGGACCCCACUGAGGCUGCUACUGCAACAGGGGCCCCACACCGAGGACCCCGCAUGACCAUGACGCCCAGUGACCUUCGCAACCUGGACGAGCUGGUGAGGGAGAUCUUGGGACAAUGCACCUGCCCAGACCAGUUUCCCAUGAUCAAGGUCUCAGAGGGGAAGUACCGCGUGGGAGAUUCCAGCCUGCUCAUCUUUGUGCGGGUGCUGAGGAGUCACGUGAUGGUGCGCGUGGGUGGUGGCUGGGACACUCUGGAGCAUUACCUGGACAAGCAUGACCCGUGUCGCUGCUCUUCCACUGCCCACCGCCCUCUCCAGUCCAGGGCCGGAACCUUCUCUCCCCAGAAGGUGUCGCCCGCCCCCAGCCCCCGACCUGGUAGCCCGGUCCCUGGGGGUGAGCGCCGCAGCUCCAGACCCGAGGCGACCCCUGUUAUCCUACGCAGCCCCAAGGAGGGGCAAGAGACCCUGCUCAGGCCCCGAGAUCAGCUGCCCCCCCACCCCCGCUCCCGCCGCUAUUCGGGGGACAGUGACUCCUCGGCUUCCUCAGCCCAGAGCGGCCCCCUCAGUACUCGCAGUGACGACACAGGCACUGGGCCCCGCAGGGAUCGACCCAGUCGGCGGGUGACAACGGGCCCCCCAGCCUCCCCGAGGCGGCCCCCGGCCCCACGCAGCCAGUCCCGAGAGCAGCUGGAUCGGGGUCGGCCCCGGGGAGCCCCAGGGGGCAGGGGGACCCAGCCAGUGACCCCCAGCCCUGCCCGCCGGGCGCAGAGCCAGAGCCGGGAGGAGCAGGCUGUGCUGCUAGUACGCAGGGACCGAGAUGGGCAGCACUCGUGGGUGCCACGGGGCAACAGGGACUCGGGCAGGAGCAGCCCCCGGACACCCCGAGCCCGCAGCCCGGCGGUCCUCCGGUCCUCUCGAGUUUCCAGCCCGGUUCCGGAGUUGGGCAGCACACCGGCCAGCGUCUUCCGCACACCUCUCCAGCUGGACCCGCAGCAAGAACAGCAGCUGUUCCAGCGCCUGGAAGAAGAGUUCCUGGCCAACGCCCGGGCCCUCGAGGCGGCUGCUGCUGGUGGGAACCCCAUCGGCCCUGCCCCUGACCCAGCUCCAGCCCUGGACCCUCCAGCCCCUGACUCGGCCUACUGUUCUUCCAGCUCCUCUUCCUCCUCCCUCAGCAUCCUGGGUGGCAAGUGUGGCCCCCUCGGGGACCCUGCCCGGAUAGCCAAUGGGCUGCCCGGAACCCGAGGCCCAGCCCUAUCCAGCUCUUCCGACGAAGGCAGCCCCUGCCCUGGUAUUGGGGGGCCACCUGAUGUACCCAGGACCCCCGUGGCUGGCCCAGAGCCCUUGAGGACCUGGGCCCGGGGCCGGAUGGACACACAGCCAGACGGGAAGCCCUCUCGCAUCCCCACACCACGGGGCCCCCGCCGCCUGUCUGAACCCACAGAACCUGGGGCCCUGCGUGCCCUGCGCUCCAUCAGCCCAAAGGCUGAGCCUGAUUCAUGGAUGUGA